UGCAGGUGAUAGUUCGCUCCGCAGACCCUGAGGAUCCACGACAGACGGGCGGUGUCUUUUCAUACAUCUGUCAAUGAACUCACUUGAACUGUCUUUUUUCUAAAAAAAAAACCUCGACCUGUCUUUCCACCGAGAAUCAUUUCACUGAUCUUACUUUUUUGCUGCUGAGCGCGGUGCGCAAGCGCGUGCGUAAAGAUUCAGGGGCUUUUAAACGUUGGGAAGGACGCAUCUUACGCAUCAGAAGGUACACGUAAAGAAGACAUCGUCAAACAAGGUCUGAUUAAAUUAAUUGUAUUUCUGAUUCGUUUCUCUUAAGAAUCAAGCAUUUGCCUCGUUGUUAUCGGUCAUGGCAUGGCCCUGUUUAACCAGGGCUUGCUGCAUCAAUCGCUUCUGGAGUGAUCUGGACAAAGGUGACAUUGCGGUGCCUUUGGUUUUCACUAAAUAUUCAGAUGUGGCCGAUGUGCAACAUCUGCACCCGCAACCCAAACCACUCAUUUCACAGAAGCCUCCGGUCGCCGCAGAAAGCCAGCCCGUCCAUAGCGCGCAUCCAGAGGCGUCGGCCAAAGCCAUCCACGCCGCUGCUGAUGCCGCAGGACCAUCAUCAUCUCCUCACGACGGCUCGAGCGCUUCCGUGACGCGCGAGGAUUUCAAAGCAUGGAGCGUGCGUCCCGAGAGAAGCUGUAAGCCUAGGAACGAGUACCAACCAUCCAAGGCGCCUUUCAACAAUGUGACUCAGUAUCAGAAAGAUUAUAAACCGUGGCCCAUUCCGAAGAGGGGAGACCAUCCGUGGAUAGCCAAACCCACCCCUGCGUCCUGUAAGGCUGAGAGUAAAUUCUCCAAACAGGAGCAAGCCACUUCUGAGGUUGAAACCGGCGUGGAGAAAUGCGAGAUCGAGGAGAAGAUGCAGGAAAAAGAGAGUAAAGAAAAAAGAAAGAAGUCUGAUAAAAAAGAGAAUAUCUCUGAUGUUGUUAAAAAGGAUAGGCCGGCAGAUGUUGCAGUGGAUGGGAAAAAGAGGUCAACAGCAGAUGCUCUGAACAGGCAGAUUAAGCAGGAGGUCACAUCUGGAAGCUCAUACAGGACGGAGUUCAAAGCUUACACAGAUGUCAAACCAGUGAAACCGAUCAAAGCAAAAUCUCAGUAUAAACUCCUAGAAGGGGGGAAAACCAACUUGGAGACCAGUUACAACGCCACCUUUAAAGGAGAGCAGGGCAAGCCUCAGACCACAGACAACAAGGUGAUGGAACGCCGCCGGAUACGAAGCCUGUACAACGAGCCGAGCAAAGAAUCAAGCAAGGUGGAGAGGCAUCACGUAUCACUUUCCAAGCCAAAAAAGACAACAAGCCAUAGCAAAACAGUGAAAAAAACAAAGGAAAAGAAAAUCGCAGCAAAUCCAGCAGCCAAGAAGAAAACCUCAGCCAGCAACCCGGAGCCAAUGCCAGAGGGAGGCGUCACCAAGAAAAGCAAAGAAAUUAUCAACAGACUAGCCGAAGGAAAAGAUUAAGUGGACUUUUGUGUUGAGGGGAGGUGGGGAGGGCUACAGUACCGGAACAGAGGACUCUCAUCCCCUCGUUCAUUACUCUUACGGCCCUGCCUUCUGUGUCUUUGCCUGCUUGCUGUAGUGGAUCAAGGAGUGUCUGCUUGAUUUGUCUUGACUGCGCGGCCACUGUCCAGUCUAUUACGAAUCUGUCUUUGCUUUUGCCCUGCGUCCUUCCAUAUACAUCAAUAGCUUUCUCCGUGGCAAAGAUAUUUUACUGAACCUUAUUGCAUGCUGCCUUCGAGAAAAUGGCCACAAGCCUUAUAAAAAUACUGCUUUCGCUUUCUCUUGUAUUGAGAGAUAUUUAUUGUAAACAUGAAUGGUUCUUCCUUUCAAUCACUCUCAAGAAUGUAAUGGGUUUCUGAAAGUAUACAGAACACCCUAAAUGCAUCAAUGGAUCACAUUCUAAUAGUUCACGUCACAUUGUUGUAUAACUCACAUAAAUCCACAGUAAAUCACAAGAAUGUCAGAAUUUCCUUCACAAGUGCACAUUAUCAAAGCAUAUUCAAGAUUCUCUUCCAAGAAUUUGGAUGGACCAGUCAAUCUUAUUGUUAACUUAGUGUAGAGCAUUACGCUUUUGAAACCGUUUGAAGCUCACCUUGCUCGGUUCUUAAAGUAACAAUCAAAUAUCAUGUGAUGAAAGAAUUUGUAAUCGUAAACCUUAAACUGCCUGCUGCUUUCAUGAAGUGUUGAAUCGGGAAGAAUGCUGUUAACUACACAGCUGAGUUCCAGCUUUUGAGACUGUACAGAGAAGCCCUGACAGACAGAAGCAUGCCCAGUAUUAUCACCUGUACUGUUCGUCUAACAUUAUUCGAUUCUGUUAUCGAAGUGCUGGCAUGCUCCUGCCCGAAGGUUGACAGCCCUGUCAAAUGAAACUCUACAGCCUCUUGGUUUCUUGCUCCUCAUGGGUUGUCCAAAACAUGUGCUUCAUGCACAGCAUUCUAGGUGCUAUCCUCAAGCUAUGCUUUUCCAUUAUAAACAGUAGUGCCUGUAUAUUGAGCAACAUGGGGCCGAUGUCAAGUGGUUCAAUUGUAUGUGUGAUGUGCUGUGUUGUGAGCUUGCAUUGAAUGAAAAUGAUUAAA
Messenger RNA from Triplophysa dalaica, 2616 nucleotides. RefSeq names its product microtubule-associated protein 6b (gene map6b). Gene Ontology annotation, biological process: regulation of microtubule cytoskeleton organization; cytoskeleton-dependent intracellular transport; microtubule cytoskeleton organization. Bases 347 to 1501 code for a protein of 384 amino acids. Gene Ontology annotation, cellular component: cis-Golgi network; microtubule; Golgi-associated vesicle. NCBI's taxonomy places the organism in Eukaryota, Metazoa, Chordata, Actinopteri, Cypriniformes, Nemacheilidae. Gene Ontology annotation, molecular function: microtubule binding; calmodulin binding. The transcript is spliced from 3 exons. The record is from RefSeq and is a predicted model, not a curated record.